UCUCAUUUUAAAAGCCAACAAAUUUUAUGAAUCCCAAACCCGUUUGACACCCAUCCACCUUUCUAAAACUGCACUUUCUCUUUUCCUUCACUAUGUCUAAAUCAAAUGUAAGAAGACAUGCUCUGGAAAAGAGCAUGACUUUGAAAGACACACAGAAAAUAUUGAAUCAAAGCUUCUUCCCUAAAAGCCUUAAGAAAGUGUACCCAGUUGGACUUCAGAAAAGCACUUCAUCUUUAUCUUUAUCUUCAUUAUCAUUAUCUUUAUCACAAAACUCAAAUGACUCUUCCUCCCAGGCUGAUUCUUUGACUCCACUGGAUGAAAAUAUUUCAUUGGCACUGCGUUUGAUUUCAGUUUCGCCGCGUCAAAGAAGAGAGCCUACAGCAGCAAAAACUGCACAGCAACUCAACACUGAGCCUGGGGAAUUGAAAAGGUGCAAUUGGGUCACAAAGAACAGUGAUAAGGCAUACAUAGAAUUUCAUGAUGAGUGUUGGGGUGUUCCAGCUUAUGAUGAUAACAAAUUGUUUGAGCUGCUUGCAUUGUCUGGAUUGCUCAUGGACUACAAUUGGACUGAAAUCCUAAGAAGAAAGGAAACGCUUAGAGAAGUUUUUGCUGAAUUUGAUCCCUACACUGUUGCCAAAAUGGAGGAAAAGGAAAUCAUGGAGAUAGCAUCAAACAAAGCACUUUCUUUAGCUGAGAGCAGAGUUAUGUGCAUAGCAGACAAUGCAAAGUGCAUAAUGAAGAUUAUUAGGGAAUGUGGAUCAUUCAGUAGCUAUAUAUGGGGUUUUGUAAACCACAAACCAAUAAUUAACAGAUACAAAUACCCAAGAAAUGUCCCUUUGAGGAGUCCAAAAGCAGAGGCGCUUAGCAAGGACAUGGUAAAGCGUGGAUUUCGAUUCGUGGGUCCAGUGAUAGUGCACUCUUUUAUGCAAGCUGCAGGGUUGACCAUUGAUCAUCUUGUGGAUUGUUAUAGGCAUGAUGAAUGUGUAAGCCUAGCAGAAAGACCUUGGAGGCACAUCUAAUUAACUAACACUUUGAUAAUUUUCAGUUGGUUUUUGUGAGCAAAUUAAAGCUACUCAGUUUUCCAAACAUGUCAAACGAGUAAAGACAUGAGUGCUGUAUAGUAGUUCCUUUGUUUCUUUUGUUUGCUUUUGGGUUUCCAGGAUGUCCAUCCCUAUUGUACUUAUUGAUUCUAGUGCCACACCAAUAUUGAAUGAAAGAGGAAAAGAAAGAAAGAAGAAUAAAAUAAGUGUUACCACUAGAGAGUCAAGCCCUCUGAUGCUAGAAUACUACUUGUUUGGUAUGGGACGUAUGGCAGGCCCAAAUAACAAAAUGGUAAUGUUGGUGUUAUCUCAACUCAACUACAGUGUAGUCGUAGACUAAAAUUGUCUAAAAAUUUGCUCUGCUAGGGUUUCUGAGAGUUGAGUGUCGUUUUCUCACUUUGGGGGCUCCUCCCCCCUUUGGGGGCUUCUCCUCCUUUAUGGAGGCUCCUUUUCCUGCUCUAGGUAGGUUGUCGUCCCACAAUAGGUGGGUGUUUCUCCACAUUAGGUUGAUCUUUUACCUAAAUAAGUGUGUCUUUUGUUCGGCCACCAUGAUUCUCCUCCACUGCCGCCCCUUCCUCCACCUUGGCCGCCUCUUCCAUCUCAUCUGUCACCAGGAGCCCCGCUGAGUGCAGAUCCAGUGUUGUGACGCUUAGGCCUCCACCUCAACACCACAGUUUCUGAACGCACCGCCGCAUCCCAAGCCACCGCUGCAACCCAGAUCCGCAUCUUUGGGGUUUAGGGACUUUUGUACUACCCUUAGGGUUCUUUCAUCAUGUUUAUGCUGGUUGUUUCAGUUUAUUUGCUUGAGUGUGCAUGCUUGUACUUAAAUCGCUUAUGUUCUGCAUUGCGUUAUCGCUCCUUGAGACUUGUUCUCUCAUGUUGUAAGUAUCGUGAGGAAACCCUUUGGGUUUUGAAUGAAUUUGAAUCAAUGACAAAAAAAAAAACUACAGUGUUGCAGUUAAAAAAAAAAAACUCAACUACAGUGUUGAGUUGGGGUCCGUUCGUCUUCAAGUUGAUGGUUUGUCUGCCAGCUUUCAACGGCCAAGCUAGGUUUAAUUUUAGCACAAUAACAUU
Molecule: messenger RNA, 2114 nt
Organism: Lotus japonicus
Lineage: Eukaryota; Viridiplantae; Streptophyta; Magnoliopsida; Fabales; Fabaceae
Exons: 5
Coding region: 93-1019 (308 amino acids)
Biological process (GO): base-excision repair
Molecular function (GO): DNA-3-methyladenine glycosylase activity
Source: RefSeq, a predicted model, not a curated record